UUGUUGUUGGAAUCAUAAUAUCCCUCGUGCCGGCUUGGGGAUUUUUUACCGACCCUGUAACGGUACGGGGGUGGGAAGCAAGAGGAAGUUUGGCUAACCUGUUACCCAGAUUAGAAUAAUUUUGGCCGGCCAAACUUACUUCCCGAGCUGUACGGCCCCGUAACGGAAAUAGUUUUAAAUAUAUGCGGGCACACUGCACUUGACUACCGAAGGGAACUACAUAACGUCUCGAUAUCCAGUCUUGCUUGGGAUAAACUGUACUAGACCAUAACAAGUGAUGCCUUUUUGCCUAGAUUGAAAUACAAAACGAGAUGAACAAGGACGUCGCUCCCAAAGUUGGGAAAUUUGUCACCGGCAAGAACUACUUCUGCGAGAAGUUCCGUGACCACGAGACCUCUGACCUGUUUACGCAGAAGUGGGACUACCUGGAGAAUAAGUACCCAUUCUGGGCGAUGUUGCCGGACACCUCAACAGGACCCGGGACAUCUAGUAUGGCCUCAACCAGCAAGGGCAAGGACCCCUCCACCGCCGCCAGCAAGGGCAAGGACUCCUCCACCGCCACCAGCAAGGGCAAGGACUCCUCCACCGCCGCCAGCAAGGGCAAGGACUCCUCCACCGCCACCAGCAAGGAAACUACCUUGCCAGGGGAUGUCAUGGAGACAAUUAAGCGACAUUUCGUUGGAACCUACAGCAUUCCAAUUCAACAUCUUAAGCAGCCAGCAUGGAAGCGGCUAGUGAGGGUGGCUGAUCGCCAGCAUGUGGACAAGCUCAAAAAGGUGUUUGUCCAUACAUCUGUGCAGGCGACAAUUCUAAUCGGGAAUAUAUGCAACAUCACGGCUGAGCAGUUUGAAGAGAGUGAAAUCAACAACUAUGAGUAUGAGGUCAUCGGGGGUAACCACACCAGGAUUGCCCUGCAAGAGAUACUCCAGGAAACACCUGACCAGCUGGAGAACACGACUGUCCACCUUAACGUGUAUUGUGGACUCCCCGACGACAUGGCAAAGCGCCUCGGGAUGGACCACAACAACGCCAUUAACUGUUCCAAACCUGAAACGACGCUGGACAGGUUAACUAGCUUCAGGGCUAGCCUUUACAACAAGGCAGGAUACAGUAGUCCUGACGACAUAUCAUCCGUUGAGCCACCAACGGAAAGGGCAACCCUGUCAGCGUGGAAGGAUGGCUUGGCUAUCAUGCUCGGCUGCGGGGGAUUAAAGCGAACAGACAAGCGCAAGCAGCUCAACAACAUACACAGACGAGCCAUCUACUUGGCCAGCGCGCCGUGUGACGUUUUCAACGGCGUCACCGAGUUUGCUAGGAAAUGGGGCCUGCAGAAAAUCCACGGUCAGAAGAAAGGCGAACUUAGGCCGGUCCAUUUCGAGUUCCUGACCGAUUCCGACCUCGACCACGUAGAACAGGCAUCACUUCUGCAAGAUCUGGUAGAAGGCAAGGCGGACUACGCGGAAGAAAUAAAAAAACUGAAAAAGAGCAAAGCAGAAAAGAAGAAGGUGAAGGAGAGAUCGGAGAAGCCAUCCGCUGAAGGCGAGGACACCGAGAUAACCGAAGAGGUUGAGCUGGAGGCUAACGGCGACGGAAACGAUGACGGCCUGACCGAGCAGGAAAAAGAUGCCACAAUAAAAAAAUUAAAGGCAGAAGUACAGACACUGCGUGGCAAGAACAGGAAACUGGAGGAGGGAAUCAAGACGUUGCAGAAAGAAAAAGGAGGGGUAGAGAAAGAGAUGAAGAAAGUAAAGGAGCAGCUGGCAGAACAACAAAUAGCAUGCCAGCUACUGCAGAACAAGCUGCAUACGGAUGAGGAAGUGUCGAGGGGACUCCUAUUUUCUUUGGAACAGGCAAAGGAUGGAGAUGGUGUGGAAAGGGAGAAGGAGCACACAAGCAACAAGAGGAAGACCACAGACGUGGCAACAACUUCGGCGCCUCGCGCAAAGUCGCAGAGGACUACUUGCAGCAAGGCCCCUCCGUACAAGGUGGACGACUAUGUCGUCGUAGCUGGCGCUGAAAACAAUGGGCAGGACAUCGUGCCUUGGUUUGCACGAGUCAUCGCCACCCAGCCGUCCGCUCGACGCCUGACCGUGCGAUGGCACGUACUGAACGGGGAAGGAGUUUAUGUCAGAGAGACAAAAGGUGGCAAGCUCCUGAAAGACGAUACAUGCAGGUAUGACGAGAUUGCUUGCACCGUGCAGAUGUCAGAGGACAUGACACUGCCGGUGGAAGAGAUGACGAAAGCUUUGAAGGCCGUGAAGCAGUGAGUAAAUACAAUCAACAGUUCACACUAUCUGCAAAUCAUCCGUCAUGCAUUUUUUAAACUAGUGGCUCCAGAUGACAACAAGCUAUCACAUGGCAACAUUGCA
Molecule: messenger RNA, 2369 nt
Organism: Branchiostoma belcheri (Belcher's lancelet)
Lineage: Eukaryota; Metazoa; Chordata; Leptocardii; Amphioxiformes; Branchiostomatidae
Exons: 13
Coding region: 312-2267 (651 amino acids)
Source: RefSeq, a predicted model, not a curated record